This is a messenger RNA of Penicillium pulvis, 309 nucleotides long. RefSeq names its product elongin C. Gene Ontology annotation, biological process: ubiquitin-dependent protein catabolic process. The coding region runs from base 1 to 309 and encodes 102 amino acids. NCBI's taxonomy places the organism in Eukaryota, Fungi, Ascomycota, Eurotiomycetes, Eurotiales, Aspergillaceae. Gene Ontology annotation, molecular function: protein-macromolecule adaptor activity. The transcript has 3 exons. Gene Ontology annotation, cellular component: elongin complex. The record is from RefSeq and is a predicted model, not a curated record.
AUGGAAUCCUCUACUCAAUCCGAGUACGUGACUUUAGUCUCGUGCGAUGGCUUUGAAUUCAUUCUGCCCCGCAGUUCUGCUUGCGUUUCGGGUACAAUCCGGCGCAUGCUGGACCCUUCGAGCAAAUUUUCAGAAGCUAUCACCGGUCGUUGUGUACUUGAGAAUCUGAGCGGGGUCGUCCUUGAGAAAGUCUGCGAAUAUUUCCUUUACAACGAGAAGCACAAGGAUCAGGCCAAUGUGGCUGAUAUGGAUGUUCCUGCUGAGCUGUGCCUAGAGCUCCUGAUGGCAGCCGAUUACCUGGACACUUGA